Messenger RNA from Solanum dulcamara, 602 nucleotides. Its product is annotated as pathogenesis-related protein STH-2-like. The transcript has 2 exons. Gene Ontology annotation, cellular component: cytoplasm; nucleus. NCBI's taxonomy places the organism in Eukaryota, Viridiplantae, Streptophyta, Magnoliopsida, Solanales, Solanaceae. The record is from RefSeq and is a predicted model, not a curated record. Bases 23 to 499 code for a protein of 158 amino acids. Gene Ontology annotation, biological process: abscisic acid-activated signaling pathway; defense response. Gene Ontology annotation, molecular function: protein phosphatase inhibitor activity; abscisic acid binding; signaling receptor activity.
UUUAAGCAAAAUUAAAUUAAUCAUGGGUGUUACUACAUAUACCCAAGAUAUUGUUGGACAAGUUGAUGCAACUAGGGUUUUUAAGGCUUUGGUUCUUGAUGCAGACAACCUUGUACCAAAAUUGAUGUCACAAGCUGUUAAAAACAUUGAGACUAUUGAAGGUCAUGAUGGAUGCAUCAAGAAGAUGAACUUUGUUGAAGGAUAUCCAAUAAAGUACUUAAAACACAAGAUCCAUGUCAUUGACAACAAGAACAUGGUAAUAAAAUAUUCAUUAAUUGAAGGAGAAGUUCUUGGAGAAAAUUUGGAACAUAUUUCUUAUGAUGUUAGAUUUGAAGGAUGUGAAAAUGGAGGGUGCAUUUGCAAGACAAUUAGUGAAUACCAUACAAAUGGUGAUUUUAUAGUGAAAGAAGAAGAAAUCAAAGAAGAUAGAGAUAAAGCUAUUGAACUUUUCAAACUUGUUGAAGCAUAUCUCCUUGCUAACCCUUUUGCUUAUGCUUAAUUAACGGUUUAUUUUUGACAUUUUGGCUUUGAAGUUGAGUAAUGUGUGUUGUGUUGUGUUGUUGAACUCAUAAUUAAUUAAAUUAAAGUUUCUUUUCUUGAGA